AUGUAUAUGGACGAAGCUUCACACGUGUCACCGAUCAUAAACCCCUUCAAAGAAUAUUUGGAGAAAACCGGAAUCUUCCAAAGAUACUAUGUAUGGUGGCCUAACAUUGACAAAGACGUUGAAAUGCAUGUUAAGACUUGUGAAGCAUGUCAAGAAAACAGAGGAAACAUUGAAGAAGUCCCGGUCUAUCCAUGGAACAUUCCUGAAAAAGUGUGGGAAAGAGUUCAUUUGGAUUUAGCUGGACCAGUUGAUGGAGUAAUGUGUUACAGAAAUGCCCCACAAAAAACAACAGGACGAGCCCCUGCAGAGUUGUUUCUAGGUCGAAGAAUGCCAACUAUGUUGGACAACAUGAAACCAAACCUUAGACAACAAUUAGAUCUGAAAAUUUGGAAGGAACAACAAAACCCAACUCAAAAGAAAACCUUAAGAGCAUUCAGUGAAGGGGAAGAAGUAUGGAUGAAAAAAGAGAAUAACCCUGGUUGGAUAGCAGGAACAAUAGUCAAACGCAAUGGCUUAUACUCUUAUGAAGUCAUGUGUGGUGGAGUGAUAAAAAGAAAACAUUCGGAUCAACUGCGAAGAAGAGAAGGUGCGGUAGACGAUGAGGAGGGAAAAGUGUAA
Molecule: messenger RNA, 618 nt
Organism: Macrosteles quadrilineatus (aster leafhopper)
Lineage: Eukaryota; Metazoa; Arthropoda; Insecta; Hemiptera; Cicadellidae
Exons: 3
Coding region: 1-618 (205 amino acids)
Source: RefSeq, a predicted model, not a curated record